AUGUUUGCCAACCAGGAGGGCAAGGUCGCGGUCAACAGCCCCAUCGGCGCGUGCAAAAAACAGCAUUCGGAGGCGAUGAGGGAACGCCUCAAGUCGGACAGAGACUACCGCAGGUACCGCAGGCAGUACCUGGGAGAGCUGCAGGCCGCCCUCCGCCGCCUGGUGGAGGACAGUAACACGAAGGCCCGGCGCACCCGGCAGAAGCUCCUCGCGGGCGCGUCUUGCACCGCGGAGACCACGGAGGCGGUGGACGGCCACAUCACCGCGCGCGAGAUGUUGGUAAGCGAGAAGGUCCAAGCGGCAGAGAAGAUGGCCGAGGAUGGCGACAUGGACGCGAGCCGUGACACCAUGCGCGAGGCGGAGGACCUGGCGCACGAGAAGUACCGGCUCGCGCGGCUGAAGGGGGCCGGCAAGGGGUCCAGGCCCGUGCUCGACGCGGCCUUCAUCGACGAUGAGGCUCUGGCCAUCGUUGCCCGUAGGCCUAAAGACCUCGACGUCGCCAUUGACGCCCUCCUCGGCACGGUUUUGGAGGUAUUCGAGUGCUUACACCUGCAGCUGAAUGCCGCGCCCGGCAAGACUGAAUGCACACACGUGUCGCUGCGUUCAGUGUCCCUGGCCAACGUCAAGCACCGCUCGUCGUCCACCAUGAGGGCGUACGUGCCGCUAGCAUGGAAGCUUUACGGCUCCGCGCGAGUGCUGGAGGCGCAUAAGCUAAUAUUCGCCCGCACGUUGUUCUUCACCAGUUUGUUCUUCGGACUGCACGUGCUGGUGCUGGCCCCGGCCCUCGAGAGCCACCAGCGGGCCAAACACGGCGUCCGCCUCGACAUCCAGGACUUCCUCGCCAACGCCACAUGCCCUGCGUGUAGCGAGCUCAACGAGAAGAUCCAGAAUUUGGCAUCUGUGGUAGACGGCCCAACAACUACAGCGAAGGACCUCGGAGACUCGGCUGGCCGCUUCGGAGGCAGAGUGGAGCAGGGGGCCAGGGGCCCGGCGGCCACUGGAGCUGCCACCGCGGCCAACCGCCGCGCCUACAGCGAGGCCCCCGCUGCGGGGCGGCGGCCGCGCAACGGUGAACUUACUUGGAACGGAGGCAUUGCCGCAGAGGCGUGGAUUCGGCCGCGCGUGCUCGACGCGCUGCCGGGGGACAUUCGCGAUCGGGUAAAUUUGAGGCCCCGCCCAGGCACGGUGGAUAUUUCAGACGUUCUGCUCUUCUACGCGAUGAAGACCUUCUCCCCGGGCGGCGCAGGCGAGAAGGCCGAGGCAACUUUUGACGGGGACAGGCCGCUGGAUUGGACAGCUGGGCCACUGCGCGCCAGAUUCACCAGAGAGGCCCUGUUUCUGGCGCCGCGAAUCCAUGCGCAUUCUAUCCGGCACAUGGCCAGCGCAGGUGCCGACGGGGCGCCGGGCGCAAAGGCUGUGACUCCGGCAGCGGCCGGAGUCUUCAGGGCAGUAUUUGACCAGAAGCAGCCGCGUUCGCAGAUCACGCACCUCGUAGACGACGUCGGCAAGAAGCGCGUGCAAUCCAUCCAUUACCACACUUGUGCGCGCAGUGCCCCGGCCGCCUCGAACACAUGCACCUUCGCGGAGCCGGUCGCGCUGCCCCCGCGGCGCAGCGCCCUGAAGAGGCGGAGCAGCGACGCGAGGGGCAGCCACGUGUCCAGCCUGCGUGGCCGUUCGCUGCAAGAGGCGGCAGUUGGGUCUCCGCAGUUUGGCCUGGGGGGGGUCUCAGGGCGCGGCCAGUGCCCGGCGCACCUGCUGAAGGACCUCCGCUGGCCGACGAGGCAGAUGAUAACCCUGCAGACCAUCUUCGAGAAGGUCAUGGGCGGCCGCCGCCUCCCGCCGCGAAAGUGGCAGCAACUUCAGGACGACCAGCUCUUCGAGGACUGCAGUUCUGAUUCCUCUGACCACGACGGCUUCGCCACCAUUUGCCCAGACUCGGCCGACGAGCGCGAGCACGAUUUCGACGACAGCAAACACAUCGAGCAUCACAACGAGCAGACGGACGAUUUCCAGAACUCUAUGGAGGCCGAUCUUGCCAGGGAAGAGUUCGACGAACUACCUCGCAAGGUCGAGCACGCCCUGGGUCAGUCAGGCUUCGGGAGAGCACGAGUCAACUGCCAGGCGUUGCGCGAUUGUGGGCUACAGCGUGCUAGCGCGCUGGUACGGUUUGUUGUCAUGAUCACGUGA
This is a messenger RNA of Prorocentrum cordatum, 2187 nucleotides long. NCBI's taxonomy places the organism in Eukaryota, Dinophyceae, Prorocentrales, Prorocentraceae. The record is from the annotation of a GenBank genome assembly.